Molecule: messenger RNA, 582 nt
Organism: Erinaceus europaeus (western European hedgehog)
Lineage: Eukaryota; Metazoa; Chordata; Mammalia; Eulipotyphla; Erinaceidae
Gene: RPS25
Product: ribosomal protein S25
Exons: 5
Coding region: 154-531 (125 amino acids)
Cellular component (GO): cytosolic small ribosomal subunit
Molecular function (GO): structural constituent of ribosome
Source: RefSeq, a predicted model, not a curated record
AACGACGACGAACUUCCGCCCCGAAGCCCGCCUCUUGCCCCGGAAGCACUCGUGGCGGAUUGGAGUCUCUGGGCUAGUUCGCCAACCGUACUUCCUUUCUGUCCGACAUCUUAACGCGACAGUGGUAGAUUUUGCUGCUCUCCAAGCUUCGCGAUGCCACCCAAGGACGACAAGAAGAAAAAAGAUGCCGGAAAAUCGGCCAAGAAAGACAAAGAUCCGGUGAACAAGUCUGGGGGAAAGGCCAAAAAGAAGAAGUGGUCCAAAGGCAAAGUUCGGGACAAGCUUAAUAACCUCGUCUUGUUUGACAAAGCCACGUAUGACAAGCUUUGUAAAGAAGUUCCUAACUAUAAGCUCAUAACUCCAGCUGUUGUCUCUGAGAGACUGAAGAUUCGCGGCUCGCUGGCCAGAGCUGCCCUUCAGGAGCUCCUCAGUAAAGGGCUUAUUAAACUGGUAUCAAAACACAGAGCUCAAGUAAUCUACACCAGAAACACCAAGGGUGGAGAUGCCCCAGCUGCUGGUGAAGAUGCAUGAACAAGUCCCAAAUAUUGUACAUUUUGAAAAAUAAAAAACUUUUAUCAAAAC